Ochotona princeps (American pika) is the source of this 2009-nucleotide messenger RNA. It is a transcript of the gene FAM43B, whose product is annotated as family with sequence similarity 43 member B. The record is from RefSeq and is a predicted model, not a curated record. The coding region runs from base 190 to 1185 and encodes 331 amino acids. The transcript has a single exon. Lineage: Eukaryota; Metazoa; Chordata; Mammalia; Lagomorpha; Ochotonidae.
UCAGCCAGGCUCGGGCUUUGGGCAUCUGCGAAGCCAGCCCCACCGGACACUGGGCAUCUCCGGGCACCUAUCGCCUCUUCCGCGCCGCGCUGAUCCGGGGCGGUGGACCUCUGCGUGCCUGCCCCUCCCCCGACCACCCCACAAGACGCCCUGCACUCGCCGCGCGCCCCAGCCCCUUCGACCGCCGCGAUGCUGCCCUGGAGACGUAACAAAUUCGUGCUGGUGGAGGACGAGGCCAAGUGUAAGGCGAAGAGCUUGAGUCCAGGGCUUGCCUACACGUCGCUGCUCUCCAGCUUCCUGCGCUCCUGCCCGGACCUGCUCCCGGACUGGCCGCUGGAGCGUCUGGGCCGCGUGUUCCGCAGCCGGCGCCAAAAAGUGGAGCUAAACAAGGAAGACCCCACCUACACCGUGUGGUACCUGGGCAACGCCGUCACCCUGCAUGCCAAGGGCGACGGUUGCACAGACGACGCCGUGGGCAAGAUUUGGGCGCGCUGCGGUCCGGGCGGGGGCACCAAGAUGAAGCUGACGCUGGGGCCGCACGGUAUCCGCAUGCAGCCGUGCGAGCGCAGCGCGGCCGGAGGCUCGGGGGCCCGCAGGCCGGCGCACGCCUACCUGCUGCCGCGCAUCACCUACUGCACGGCGGACGGGCGCCAUCCGCGCGUCUUCGCCUGGGUCUACCGCCACCAGGCGCGCCACAAGGCCGUGGUGCUGCGCUGCCACGCCGUGUUGCUGGCGCGGGCGCACAAGGCGCGCGCCCUGGCCCGCCUGCUCCGCCAGACCGCGCUGGCAGCCUUCAGCGACUUCAAGCGCCUACAACGCCAGAGCGACGCGCGCCACGUGCGCCAGCAGCACCUGCGCGCGGGGGGCGCCGCCGCCUCGGUGCCCCGUGCCCCUCUGCGCCGCCUGCUCAAUGCCAAGUGCGCCUACCGGCCGCCGCCUACCGAGCGCGGCCGCGGGGCGCCACGCCUCAGCAGCAUCCUGGAGGAGGAUGAGGAAGAGGCAGAGGGGGCGGAGGGGGCAGAGAAGUGCGAGGGAGGAGCCCCCCAGAACGAGCGGGCCGAGGUGCUCAGCCUAACCCGGGAGCUGAGGACGUGCAGCCUGCGGGGUGUCCCAGCACCGCCGCCACCCGCACUGCCCCGCCGCUGGAGGGCUGGCGCCUGGGAGCGCGCGGGCCAGGCACGAUGAUGGCCCAAGGGGCAGGACUCGCCGCCCCACACCCGGUCCAUUAGACUCACAGCCUCCAACCCCGGCCCUGCCCGCUUCGGCUCCCAACCACUGCCUGGCACUGCCUCCAUGGUGGUCUUGGUUGUGGCCCUCCACCCCUUUGCCUCCUUCUGGCUCAGGGUGCGCCUGACAUGCCCUUGACUGCUGGGGGUGAGGAAUCACCUCUGCCCACACUCGGGCCCUCCAUAGUGGAGCUGCCUCCCAAGCUUUACAGCAGGCUGCACACUGACCACCCUGCUCCCCGACCCACCACUACCACCCCAAGAGAUCCUUUCAAGAGAAGAGGGACAUGUUUCUAGAAAUGCAGGAGGGUAGGUUUGCACUCUGGAGGGAGGCCUGGACUUGCCCUUGGUAUUGUUAGCCCUACUCCCUGGGGUGAGAGUGACCCUGCAGAGAUGUCUCGCAGAGGGAGAACAAGAUGGCUGGGGCAGUUAAGGGCAGGACUCCAAGGGCCACCAAGUCGGCCACUAUAUACACAGGAAGAAUUCUCAGGGCCUCUCCUGGGCCUCCCUGCCCCUUGCAGGAUUCCUGGGACUUCACUACUCUGCCUCUGGUGAGGAAUGGAUGAAUGUACCAAGUUCCAACAGCAAAUUAGGCCAGGCCACAGGUCUGCAGCAGGCAGCUGCCCAAGCCUUUGCCGCCAACAGGUGCCUCACAGCCAGGACCAAGGUGGGGCUUCCAAAGGAGGUAAGGAGAACCUCUGGCAAGUGCUUGGGGACAAGAUGAGGCUGAUCAGGGCAGGUGGAGCCUUGAGUUUCACAGCAGCAGGGAUGGGCAAGGAGGGG